CCGUGAUAAACGUUACCCCCAGAAAAAAGUGACGGCUGCAGGUGUUGUAUCGCACGCAACAGCCUUGCCAAAUUGGCUUGCUUAUAUAAGAGCAAUAGGUCUCAACAAGUUGCUGCACACACACACAUACAGGAAGAAAGGGGUAUAGGUCAUUUGCAGAGGAGCUAGCUUUUUUUGUGCUGGUAGUGUUGUGAGACGCUCCUGCUGCUGCUGCUGCCGCCGCCGCCGCCGCUCGACCGAUCGAUGGCGAUCAAGAGCAUGACGGUGGCACCGACGACGACGCGGUCGCUGGACGCGGACAUGACGGUGGACGAGUUCAAGGAGUGGCUGCGGCGGUUCGACACGGACCGGGACGGGCGCAUCAGCCGCGAGGAGCUGCGGCGCGCCAUGCGCGCCAUCCGCGCCCGGUUCUCGGGGUGGAGGAGCAAGCAAGGGAUCAGCUACGCCGACACGGACGGCGAUGGCUACAUCGACGACAGCGAGGUGGACGGCCUCAUCGAGUUCGCGCAGAAGAACCUCGGCCUCAAGAUCGUCGCCUACUAAUCUUCGCAUCCGGCAUGAGCUUGCUACGGCGGGCGGCGGGCGCUGGCUCGCCGGCGACAACUCACCAGUCACCAUCACUCUCCCUGCUGCCGGCUAAAAUAAGAACGGCUUCAUCUAUCGCUUGUCUGUUAAAACUUGCUUUCUUUGUACUUAGUCAAUUCGAUCAUGGCAUCAUGCAUAUGCACUAGCUCUAUGUGUCGUUGCGUGAUCUAUGUACGGUGUGUAUGGUACUCAUGCGUGGCAGCCUGCCUGCCUCGGCUUGCAUAGCCUAGCUCCUCCGGCCGUGCCAUGCAUGGGUGCUGUGGAUGUUAAUUUGCUCCAGUGAAAUUGACAGUAUAAUGCUUGACCAUCCCGUGUACUCCCGGCAAAAUAUUUUCCUAUUUUGAGGAUAUCAUUCAGUUA
Sorghum bicolor (sorghum) is the source of this 945-nucleotide messenger RNA. RefSeq names its product polcalcin Phl p 7. Gene Ontology annotation, molecular function: calcium ion binding; enzyme regulator activity. Lineage: Eukaryota; Viridiplantae; Streptophyta; Magnoliopsida; Poales; Poaceae. The transcript has a single exon. The coding region runs from base 244 to 543 and encodes 99 amino acids. The record is from RefSeq and is a predicted model, not a curated record.